Molecule: messenger RNA, 2082 nt
Organism: Colossoma macropomum (tambaqui)
Lineage: Eukaryota; Metazoa; Chordata; Actinopteri; Characiformes; Serrasalmidae
Gene: lgals8a
Product: galectin 8a
Exons: 9
Coding region: 180-1118 (312 amino acids)
Molecular function (GO): carbohydrate binding
Source: RefSeq, a predicted model, not a curated record
GUGAUUGGUCGCUUCGAUAAACAGCGGCGAUCACCAACAAGGAAGGAGAAAGUGUUGCGGAGGGGAUCUAAGUUUUUCUGGAGGGUGAAAUAAUAAAUAAUAUCAGUAAUAGCGUUAAAUAGUAUUUUGUACUGGGUACAUAGACACAGAGCAGAAGCUGUUUGGAAAAUCGCGUCGACAUGUCAGUGAAAAAGCCGAAGCAGACUGUGCUGAACCCGACGAUUCCCCUCGCUGUAACCAUCUUGGGGGGACUCCAUCCAGGUGAAAUGGUUCUAAUACAGGGUUCCGUUCCCAGUGACGCAGACAGGUUUCAGGUUGACUUCACAUGUGGCAGCAGUACUAAACCCAGAGCGGACGUGGCUUUCCACUUUAACCCUCGCUUUAAGAAGUGCCUCAUCGUCUGUAACACGCUGCAGCAUGAGCGGUGGGGCAAAGAGGAGAUCCACUAUCAGAUGCCUUUUGGGAAAGGAGCAGGUUUUGAGAUCAUUGUGCUGGUUGAAAAGGAUGUGUUCAAGGUGGCAGUGAAUGGCACACAUGUGCUGGAGUACAAACACAGAUUAGAUCUGGGCAAAGUGGACACACUGGCAAUAUCAGGGAAGGUUCACAUUCAGGCCAUCGGCUUCAUUCCCAGCACAAGUUCUGAUGUUUCUCCGGUUGAUGUGAAGAGUUCAGGCUCACAAGCCAAUGCCGUGCUGUCAGAAUCUGAAGAUAUGAGUCUUCCUUUUAGGAGAAAGCUCGUGAAGGGCUUGGGUCCAGGACAAACCAUUACAAUCAAAGGUCAAGUCAGCUCCUUUUCACACAGUUUCUUUGUAAACCUGCGCGUUAAGAACUCUGAGGAUCUCGCGCUGCACCUGAACCCUCGACUCAAAGCUGGAAUGUUUGUUCGUAACUCGUACCUAUCAGAGUGCUGGGGUCCAGAGGAACACGACCUGGCCACUUUCCCCUUCGUACCAGGGGAAUACUUUGAGAUGAUCAUCCUGUGUGAGGCGCAGGAGUUUAAGGUGGCAGUGAACGGGGUCCAUCAGUUCGGUUACAAACACCGUGUGCAGGACCUGAAGCGUGUGAAUGAGCUGGAGAUUAUGGGGGACCUGCAGUUACUGGAUGUCAAAAUGUGGUGACCACACCCAGCCCCGUGAGAUCAUCACUGAAGAACACAUACCACAGCCAGGCUAAAGGUUUCCAGACUUAGCUCAGCUCAAACCUAGAGAAGCAGGGUGUUUCUGGAAUCAUGCAAAGGGUUGCAGAUUAAUCCAGAAACGUCUGCUGAAUUCCUCCAAUGAAAGAACGAGCUACUUCUAUCAUUUCUGCCAAUGAUGCUAAUAUGGCAUAUCUCUCUUUUUAAAAUAAUCCCGUUUCCUGACCUUAAUCCAUAUGUACAUAUAUACACUCUCUGGUCACUUUAUUAGGUACACCUACCUUGCAUCUACACCGAUUGUCCAUGUUAUCAGAUCCACUUCCGAUAUAGGAGCACUUUGUAGUUCUACAGUUACAGCUUGUAGUCCAUCUGUUUCUCUGUGUCAUUUGUUGACUUGAUGAAUAGACAAUGAGUGUAGAUACAUAGUACCUAAUAAAGUGGUGAGGGAGUGGACAUCACAUGGCUUUGGCACUGAGCUGAGGGAAACUCUUCAGUCUGGCUGUGGAGCUCAGCUUUUCUUCUCACCUGCUCCUAUUACUCUACCAAGUGAGAGACGUUUAAAGCAACAGCAGGAUAAUAGAUAAUAUUAUAGAGCUAAAACCACUGCUGUUUACUAUAUAACCACUUUAGCACCUUUAACUGAGCUUUAACCAGCAGACAACCAAGCCAAUUUUUUAUUUUGGUAAUGGGGGUCCUGUUCCGGUGAGUUGAAUAAUUUUUAAUUAAUUGAUGAAGAUGGAUAGUUAUAAGUAAUAUCUUGCUAAUAUUGCUGAAACCUGCUGCCCCUCCUUUAUAGUCUUACCUCAUGUAGGUCUAACUGAGCGUCAGAUUACUGAAUCAUUCUGCAAAUAGAGAAAGCUUCCUGCUCUUGUUAAACUCUUGUUAAAUUCACCUGUUACAGUGAAAUGAGUGGUCUACCACUACUUCUGAAUUGUUUGCUGUUUGCC